Molecule: messenger RNA, 795 nt
Organism: Pelobates fuscus (common spadefoot toad)
Lineage: Eukaryota; Metazoa; Chordata; Amphibia; Anura; Pelobatidae
Product: olfactory receptor 13H1-like
Exons: 1
Coding region: 1-795 (264 amino acids)
Biological process (GO): detection of chemical stimulus involved in sensory perception of smell; G protein-coupled receptor signaling pathway
Cellular component (GO): plasma membrane
Molecular function (GO): olfactory receptor activity; G protein-coupled receptor activity
Source: RefSeq, a predicted model, not a curated record
AUGCACACUCCAAUGUACUAUUUCCUUUGCCAUUUAUCCUUUCUGGAUUUAUUCUAUUCUUCAAACUCCAUCCCCAAAAUGUUACUGGACAUGAUUUCCACUAGUGGAGGAAGGAUUUCCUUCUUUGGGUGUAUGAUUCAGAUGUAUACAGGACUAUAUCUGGGAGAAAACGAAUGUAUCCUGCUUGCUGUAAUGGCGUAUGAUCGCUACAUUGCAAUUUGCUUCCCGUUGCGUUAUACAGUCAUUAUGAGCUGGAAGUUGUGUAAAAAUAUCAUUGUUGUUACCUGGGUGGGAACACUUCUGCUGACAAGUCUCCCUGCAAUUUCAAGUCACCAUACAUUUUGCGGAGGAAACAAAAUUAACCAUUUUGCUUGUGAAGUCUUAGCCCUUCUUAAACUGGUGUGUGAAAACACUUCCUUUGAUGAAAGCAUGAUAUUCAUUGGAGGUUUAUUUACAUUAUCAGUUCCUUUUGCAUUCAUUUUAGUUUCUUAUGUGUGUAUUAUUGUAGCAAUAUUGAAGAUCCAUUCCGUGGGUGGAAGGAAGAAGGCCUUUUCCACAUGUGGCUCCCAUCUGACCGUAGUAUUAAUGUUCUAUGGGACCAGUAUGGCCAUGUACAUGGGACCAAUAAAGAAUAUUUUAGAAAAGCAAAAGUUUGUUUCUAUUAUUUAUGGUAUUGUUACUCCCAUGUUAAAUCCUUUGAUCUACAGUUUUAAAAAUCAAGAAGUGAAAAAAGGGGUAAGGAGAAUAUUGAUUACAAAUAUUCAGGUCUCACUGAUACAAAAAAUAAGGGUAUAG